AGGCUGAUAUAACUUCGGCCUGGCUGCCGAUAAACGGAAAUAGAGAAGAAAAAAAAAUAAAAAACAAUUGGAAAAUAUUCAUAAUAAUUAACGAAUUGACGAGGUUACGAUAAAACUUAACAGACGUAACACCGGACACAAGAUGCGGGCCCUUUUGACGAUACUGGCGGUGACCUUGGCUGUUACGGUAUCCGGGCAGCAGUACCAACAAUCAGCAAACUCGGGUUACAGUGAUGCGGAAUACGCCGAUUACGAAUCCCCGAGACCGGUCCACCCGUCUCCGAGGAGCUACGCGACUUCUCAAGCUCCGGCUCAACGCGCACCGGCUCCUUCCGCCCCGAAGCCGACACCUGUUGCCAUUCUCAAGCAAAUAAACAGGCACAACGAAGACGGCUCUUACACCUACGGUUUCGAAGGUGGCGACGGAUCGUUCAAAAUCGAAACGAAAUUGCCCACCGGCGAGGUCAAGGGUAAAUACGGUUUCGUGGACGACACCGGAAAAGUUCGCGUCGUCGAAUACGGCGCGAACAAAUACGGUUUCCAACCGUCCGGCGAGGGUAUAACCGUCGCACCGCCGACUCUGGUCGACGAAACCACCAACAAAGAUGGACUUCACAACACCAAUACCAACUACCAGGACUACGGAGACUACCAACAACCGGCCCCUGCUCCGCCUCGUCCUCAGCACAGACCGGCGCCACCCGCGCCCGCGCCCCUGCGCCCCCAAGAAAAUUACGAACGUGCUCAGUACGCACCUCAAUCUCAACCCGAAUACCACAGAGCCGCGCAAACCCAGGCGAUCUACACCCCGCAGCAGAACAUAAGGGCCAGGAUUCCCGCCGGACCUCCGGCCCAGAGUCCCAUUUUUUCACCGGCGGCGCAAUCCGCCCCCCCGCUCAACAUUCCCCAUAGUCGUCAGGAGCUCGGUUACGCCGGUCAGAGACCUGCGCCCGUACAUCAAUCACAGGCUUACGACGAACCCGAACCGAUACGUCCCCAAUACAAUCAGCAAGGACCCGUUCAGUUUUCGCCGGCGCCGCAAAAUCCACCAAGACCGCAAUUGCAGGCGAGAAGUCAGGGCGGAGGUAUUCUCGAUCAGUUGGCCAGAGAUUACGCACUUCCUCAGGGCGGAGCCGCCCCUCUCCACGACAUCAGUUUUGGUUACUAUUAAAUAAGAGAAAAUUUCAAACUAUUUGCGUGAUAAAAUUAAUGUUAUCGAGAGUUUGUCGAAGGUCUGACGAUGAGAUGCUAAGCUAUGGUUAUACCUUUCGUUGAAGAACGGUUUUCGGGAGAUUUUUAAGUCAGACUCACAUCACUCAGCUGACGAUCACUUUUGUAUUCCUAAUGUCAAAGCCACGAUCGCUACAAUUCGUCGUUACGGGUUAUCGUAGCGAUGAAAAUAAAUCUAAAUAAAAUGGAAAAUAUACAAUUAAA
Athalia rosae (coleseed sawfly) is the source of this 1434-nucleotide messenger RNA. RefSeq names its product WAS/WASL-interacting protein family member 1-like (gene Cpr97Ea). The record is from RefSeq and is a predicted model, not a curated record. Gene Ontology annotation, molecular function: structural constituent of chitin-based larval cuticle. NCBI's taxonomy places the organism in Eukaryota, Metazoa, Arthropoda, Insecta, Hymenoptera, Athaliidae. Bases 143 to 1171 code for a protein of 342 amino acids. The transcript is spliced from 2 exons. Gene Ontology annotation, cellular component: chitin-based extracellular matrix.